Ilex paraguariensis (yerba mate) is the source of this 567-nucleotide messenger RNA. Lineage: Eukaryota; Viridiplantae; Streptophyta; Magnoliopsida; Aquifoliales; Aquifoliaceae. The record is from the annotation of a GenBank genome assembly.
AUGAAGAACUUGAGCUUAGGAGCAUGUGUCCUUGCACUGUUCAUUCUCUUUGUAACAGAUGCUUUACAGGCUGAAGCUCAGGCCUGCAAACCAAGUGGUCAUAUUACGGGAAAAAAGCCUCCUCCUGGACAAUGCAACCAGGAAAAUGAUUCUGAUUGUUGUGUUCAAGGCAAGCCCUACAAGACCUACAAAUGUUCACCUCCUGUGACUGGCAAUACAAAGGCAGUUCUCACCAUAAAUAGUUUCCAAAAGGGUGGAGAUGGGGGCGGGCCAUCAGAAUGCGACAACCAGUACCACUCUGAUGACACCCCAGUCGUGGCACUAUCAACCGGAUGGUACAGUGGAGGAAGCAGAUGCCACAACAACAUUAAAAUAAGUGGUAAUGGGAGGACAGUGACUGCUAUGGUUGUUGAUGAGUGUGACUCUACUAUGGGAUGUGACGAAGACCAUGAUUUUCAGCCUCCAUGCCCUAAUAACAUCGUUGAUGCCUCGAAAGCUGUGUGGAAAGCCCUAGGUGUGCCUGAGGAUAAUUGGGGCGGCUUGGAUAUAACUUGGACCGAUGCUUAG